AUGGCGUACAACAAGUCCUACAAUCCUGAUGCGCUUCCAGCGCAUGCUGAACCAGAACAACCCCGCGACACCACGCUGAUGACGAUCCACAAUCAGGUCGCUCAAAUGAUCGGGGCCAUGCAAGGACCCUCGCAUCAACAGAGACCCCCUCGAACAUCUUCCCAUCCUCCCUCCAGCGGUGUACCACCACAGCGCGUUCCGACCACCACCGCCCAGAUCAACAAGCCGCUACCAGCCACCGCGGCGCCAACGGGCCAUUCCCGUCCACAUCCUCUUCAUCCAUCGCCCCCUCCUCAGAACUAUGGAUUCGGGCCUCCCCCCUCGCAGCCCGUUCGCAAUCGUCCUCCUCCCUCCUCGCGUCCCCCGCAGUCCCCGCAGCCACCCCCCUUAUCCGCCCCCACCGACGACCCCCAGCAGCUCUUCCCCCUGUUCCGCGCCGCCAAUGCCUCGCACUCGGGCGCCCUCACCGAGAUGGAGCUGGGUUCUGCCCUGGUGAACGGCGACUAUACCUCCUUUCAUCCUAGGACGGUCAAGAUGAUGAUCCGGAUGUUCGACCGCAAUAGUAGCGGGUCGAUCUCAUUCGACGAGUUCGUGGCGCUGUGGCGCUUCCUUGCGGCGUGGCGGGAGCUCUUUGAUCGGUUUGACGAGGAUCGCAGCGGGCGCAUCAGUCUACAGGAGUUCGAGAAGGCGCUGGUCGCGUUCGGAUACCGGCUCAGCCAGCCUUUUGUCUCGGUGCUCUUCACUACAUUUGAGAGUAAGGGGCGGCAGAUGAAUGGGGGCCAUGCGAUGGGGCCGGCGAAGAUGGGGAUGAGCUUUGACCUGUUUGUGCAGGCGUGUAUUGGUCUCCGACGGAUGACGGACGUGUUCAAGCGAUAUGAUGAGGAUCGGGACGGGUAUAUCACCGUGAGCUUCGAGGAGUUUUUGACUGGUAAGUCAAUGAUGCAGCAUGCAGCCAGAGAGGUAUAUGUGAAAGAACUGACGUGGUGUUUUGCAGAGAUCUUACAGCUACAGGACUAG
Molecule: messenger RNA, 1017 nt
Organism: Aspergillus clavatus NRRL 1
Lineage: Eukaryota; Fungi; Ascomycota; Eurotiomycetes; Eurotiales; Aspergillaceae
Product: EF-hand domain-containing protein
Exons: 3
Coding region: 1-1017 (338 amino acids)
Molecular function (GO): calcium ion binding
Source: RefSeq, a predicted model, not a curated record